AUGAAAUUUGCCACGUGUAUGACACCUCUUCACUUGUGCCUCCGAAGCCCUCCUGUGUCUGUGAAGGUAGCGUACUCCUCACUCAACCAAGUGGGGCAAGUGAACCGCACUCUGAAAUGUAUUCUUUCGAAAAAAGAUUUUUCUCAUUUUUCUUCCUAUGGUCGGUUGGAGCCUUACAGCACCUGUACCUACCUGAGUUCUUCUUAG
This is a messenger RNA of Gryllus bimaculatus (two-spotted cricket), 207 nucleotides long. NCBI's taxonomy places the organism in Eukaryota, Metazoa, Arthropoda, Insecta, Orthoptera, Gryllidae. The record is from the annotation of a GenBank genome assembly.